Molecule: messenger RNA, 816 nt
Organism: Xyrichtys novacula (pearly razorfish)
Lineage: Eukaryota; Metazoa; Chordata; Actinopteri; Labriformes; Labridae
Source: the annotation of a GenBank genome assembly
AUGGUCAGGCUGAGGAACAAUUAUAUCCUGCCCUGUCUCCACGGCUGUCCUCAUCCUCAGGUGGUCUCUGCAGGAGUGGGCAGGCCUCGAGUUAUUGUUGGCACCAGCGGGCAAUAUUUCAUCUUCUCCUCUCGACUCUGCUGCAAGGCCUGUCGAAAGACCUGGUUUGCCGACAGUCCACGAUGGCUUGAGAAACUUCCCAGGCGCUUCCCCAACCUUCUGCCUGCAUUCCUGACUUACAAGAAAGCCAUCUGUAAGUCUGUCAUGGAUGAGCUGAGACGCACCGGGAAGUCACCAACAGACAUGGCCAACCAGGUGAAUGAGCUCACGCACCUCAAGUAUGAGCGAGCUCACCUGGCAUACCUCCAAGCCAUCGGGAGUCUGAGAGUUGCUGAGGCUGGAGUGCACGGUCAGAGAACCAUUGGACAGUUCCUGAGGAAGGACAACCAGCCACGCGCUUUUGGGCCAUACGACAAGCAAGAUGGCUGGGAUGGAGUCUCUGUGUCCGGGUUCUACCCAACUGACUGCCUGCUGGAGGAGUUCAAACGCCAGGAGCCAGCAAUGUCCAGGCAUCUUCAGGGAACAUUUGGGCAUGUUUUCAGGUCUGACCACACCAGAAGAGUGGCAUGGAAGGUGACCUUAGCCUCAGGAGUCAUGUCCAGUUAUGCCGUGAUGAACGAACACUGGCUCAUUGUCUCCUGGGUGAUGGUUCAGUCUGAAAGUGAGAGGUCCCUGGAGCCGAUGUACGAGGGGAUGGCGAAGAGGUACAGCGACGCCGGAGUGGAAAAGGCAGGCUACCACUGGGUGGACAGGUGA